Molecule: messenger RNA, 2179 nt
Organism: Bombyx mori (domestic silkworm)
Lineage: Eukaryota; Metazoa; Arthropoda; Insecta; Lepidoptera; Bombycidae
Product: GEL complex subunit OPTI
Exons: 4
Coding region: 41-424 (127 amino acids)
Biological process (GO): mitochondrial respirasome assembly
Source: RefSeq, a predicted model, not a curated record
UACAUAAAAAUAAUUAAACAAUUUAUAAAAUAAAACAAUUAUGUCCACAAAAGCUAAACAAACGGACAAUAUAAAUAAAAAUAAGUGCAACGAGUCAAUAUGGAAAAAAGCUCUUGAUAAGAAUUCCGAAUGGCCUGACAAGGAAGAAUUUUUAGACGUAAUAUAUUGGAUGCGCCAGGCUAUAGGAAUCAUUUUGGGACUAUCUUGGGGGCUGUUGCCAUUGAAAGGAUUUCUGGGACUGCUAUUGUUUGUCAUUUUGAAUGCAGCAGUAAUAUAUGUAUACGUAAAUAAUUUCCACAACAUUGAUGAAGAGGAAUAUGGUGGGAUGUGGGAAAUUACUAAAGAAGGCUUUAUGACUUCAUUUGCUGGAUUUUUAGUGACGUGGAUUAUAAUGUACACAGGAUUGCAUUCGGAAAAAUUAUGAGACAAAAAUACAAUAAUGCAUUGAAGCAACAAGUCUGAUGUAUUAGCUAAAGUGAAAUUGAAGCAAUUUUGGAUACCUUUAAUCUUUAUCCUGGUAUCAGUCCAAGUGCUUGCAUAACCUUUUUAGAAAAACAAACAUAUUUAAAUGUUUUACAUAACAAAUAUGUGAGAAAGUACAGAUUUGUGUAUUUAUGAGCCUUGAAACAUAGUUAAUUUUAUUAGAUAUUACUGUUGAACUAAUGUAAUAGUUGAGUUCUAGACAACAUUUCACUGAAAUUUUGAAUUUUGAAUUUAAAUGAAAAUUGCUAUGUGUGCUUAAUAUUUUUUCUUUUAGUUCUGAUGUAUGAUCAUAAUUUAAACUUAAACUGAUAUUAGUUUCAUAAAAUGCAGGUGUGAGUGCCUAACAAUAUCAUUCAAACAGUUGUAAAAUCAUUUGCAUUGAUUUGUACCAGUUGGUAGGCUACAUCCGAAUUAAGAAAUAUAGUGCUAGCAAAUUGUAUGGCAUAGAUUUAUAAGGGUCUUGUUUGUCUAUGAAACCGUAAAAAAGUUGAACCUGAAUUCUAGAUAUUUGACAAUAGAUUUGUGUCAAAGGUAUUAUUAAUUUUGAAAUGCUGUCACACAUGGAAUGUGUUUUGGCAAUUAAACCUUAUUGCAAUGUUAAUUUGCUAUAAACUUUGUCCUAUAGGCAUUUUCGUAUCUUCAAUUUUUAAACAAGAAUUAUAAUUUCAUUCUUCAUUUGCUUUGGUUCUAUCAAAGAUCUUUAACAGAUUGUAUAUUUAGAAACUACAUUCUACUAAACAAAUAUUACAGUUUUUCUGUUACCGAUGGGUUUAUAAUUAGGUAUUAUUUAUUUACAAAGGGUUCUAAAUUUUACAUUUUUAUUCUGGAAGGAAACAGCUUGAUCAAUCAUUGAUUCUAGCAACAUACAUAUAAAAUGUAUAUUGAAAGUUUAUGUUAACUUGUUAAACCUUUUUUGUUAUUUUUUAUCUUAAGUUAAGAUGAAAUGAUAUUUGCAUGGUUCACAUUAUGUAGUACAACUUAGCUAAUGUGUAUAAAAAAAUUAAAUGAUGAUUAAAUAUUGUUGUUGGAAAGCAAGAACGUUGGUAAAAUAUCUAAUUUAGAGAACAAGGUAAUCAAUUAAAGCAUAUGCAUUUAGAAGUUAAAUCUAUGUGUUCAAAUCUUCGGUAGUGGUGUGAUCAAAGGAUUUAAUUAUAGUAAUGUUUACUUUUUUAUCAGUAAGAAUAUUAGCUAUAAUUGAGAACUUUAACAAGCUAACGAGCUUGUGGCUUAAUCUAACCUAACAUUAAAUUGUUAGACAGCAAUUGUAUUUUAUUAGUGGUUGUACUAUAUUUAAAUUGAAACCGGGAACAUAAACAGAGUGUAAGGGAAUAAUAAUAACUACCUCAACAUAAACAUAAAUAUAUAUGAAUUAACAAAAUUAAGUGUAAAUACUUAUCUACUUUAUGAAACCGGUAAUCUGUAGUGAAGGUCAUGUUUGCAUAAACCUUCAUCUUGGCACGUUUCCCUUGCACCCAGCAGAAUACCACACUCCGCUUCACUUACUUUAAACGUUAAGCAAUAAAUAAAGACAUUAAAUAGGUAAUAUUAUGUGAUAUAAUUGUUGAUAAUGUAAUAAAAUUAAUACACUCGUAUUUGAUCAAUUUUACAAAGCAUUGGUAUUAAAAUUAUAACAAAGUUAUCAUUUGAAUGUUUGCAAUAUAUUGAACAGUUUGAUAAAUAAAUAAAAUUAAGAAAA